UUUCUUGUUCCAGGUUCACAGAGACAAAUACGGAGAGACUUUGAAUGACAAAAACAAACGACAAGAGACAUAAUGGCAUCAGCAUAUAAAGGUGAUUCACAGGAGCUGAGGAUUGUGCUGCUGGGAGCCUCUGGAGCUGGAAAAAGUUCAACAGCAAAUGCAAUACUGGGUCAAGAGGCGUUUAAAGAGAGCAGAACCAGAGAGAGUGAGAAACAGACAGGAAGAGUAGAAGACAGAAACAUCUCCAUCAUCGACACGCCAGGAUUCUUCAACACUCAACUGACUGAUGAAGAGAUGAAGAAUGAAAUGAUGAAGAGUAUGUACCGCUGUUAUCCUGGUCCUCAUGUGUUCCUGCUCGUCAUCAACCUGGAGACCUUCAGAGAGGAGCAGAGGAACCUCAUGGAGCAAAUUCAGGAGACCUUUGGAGCUCAAGCUUUGAAGUUCACAAUGGUGCUCUUUGUUGGAAGAGAAAAAAUUCCAAAUAGACAAUGGAAGCUCCUUAUGGAUAGUAGAAGGUUUCAGGAGCUUGUCAGUCACUGCAGAGGACAAUAUCAUGCAUUCAACAGUAAAAAUGACAUUAUUCCAACUCACAUCACAAAACUUAUAGAGAGGAUUGAUGAAAUCAUCAAACAGAAUGAUGGCCAGCAUUACGACAUUGACAUUUAUUUAAGAGUUCCAAUAAAGUGCAGAAAAGGAAAGAUGAAACAAGAGAAAGAAAUAAAAGUUCAAGAGACGAAACAAGAGCAGAUACAAAUAGUGCGGGAGACGAUUCACAUGCACACUGUAAAGGAAAAGGGCACAACAAAUGUUGUGACUAAAAAGAAAGAUUUUAUUUCUCAUGUGACAAAAAUUGAGAGAACUGAAUUAUAUGUAGACAGACACUCUAGAGAUCCACAAGAAAACAGGAAUGAUGAAGAAGAGGUGGUCAAACCAUCAGCAAAAUCACUGAGAAACUGCUUUGAACACAAGGGAGAAACAAAUACAGUCCAGAAACCAGAAGAAUACUGGACAAUGAGCAGAACAAGAAAAUUCGACCAGAAGAAACAACAGACAGAGACAAAACAACAUCCAACCCAAGCAGUCUCAGAGUGCAUCCAGAGCGGACACACGAAACCUGGUGAGUGCACAGAUCUCAGGAUCGUGAUGGUGGGUAAAACUGGAGCUGGAAAAAGCGCAACUGGAAACACCAUCCUGGGACAGAAAACAUUUAAAGAAGAAUUUUCUACUGAAUCUGUGACCGUGAAAUGCCAGCAGCAUCAGCAGACAGUAGAAGGUCGAAUCAUCUCAGUGAUAGACACUCCAGGACUGUUUGAUACGUCAAUCAGCGAAGAACAACUGAAGAAUGAAUUAGUGAAGUGUGUAAAAAUGUCUGUUCCUGGUCCUCAUGCGUUUCUGCUGGUCAUCAGACUAGACGUCAGAUUCACAGAUGAAGAGAAAAACACAGUGAAAUGGAUUCAGAAGAACUUUGGAGAAGAAGCUGCACGUUACACCAUCAUUCUGUUCACUAGAGGAGAUCAGUUAAAAACAUCCAUAGAGGAGUUUCUGACCAAAAACAAGCAGAUUCAAGAGUUAGUUCAACAGUGUAAAGGAGGUUAUCAUGUGUUCAAUAACACAAAGGAAGACAAUCGAUCACAGGUCACUGAACUGCUGGAGAAGAUCGACAGAAUGGUGGAGGAGAACGGAGGAGAGCGUUACACAAAUGAGAUGUACCAGGAAGCUCAGAUACAAAUCUGGGAAGAAGAGAAGAGGAAGAGAGAAGAAGAGGAGAGACAGAAGUUAGAAGAGGAGGAAAAGAUAAGGAAAGAGGAAAGAAGUAGGCUGGUGAAUAAGGGGGUCUUAAUGGGAACAGGUAUGGUAGUGGGUGCAGGAGCAGCAGUUGUAGUUGGUGGAGGGACAUUUGGUCCAGUUUUAAUCUCAGGAGCAGCAGCUGCAGGAGGCGCAGCUCUGACCUCUGUUGUUAAAGGAGAGUCACUAUCUGAAGCUGUAAUGGCAGGAGCAGUAGCUGCUGGAAAUGCAGCACUGAAAUCUGUUACUAGUGGAGCAUCAAUACCUGCAGCUUUAAUGGGGGGGAUGAGCAAGAAAUAG
Sinocyclocheilus rhinocerous is the source of this 2085-nucleotide messenger RNA. Its product is annotated as GTPase IMAP family member 8. The transcript has 3 exons. NCBI's taxonomy places the organism in Eukaryota, Metazoa, Chordata, Actinopteri, Cypriniformes, Cyprinidae. The record is from RefSeq and is a predicted model, not a curated record. Gene Ontology annotation, molecular function: GTP binding. The coding region runs from base 73 to 2085 and encodes 670 amino acids.